Molecule: messenger RNA, 3545 nt
Organism: Medioppia subpectinata
Lineage: Eukaryota; Metazoa; Arthropoda; Arachnida; Sarcoptiformes; Oppiidae
Source: the annotation of a GenBank genome assembly
AUGCAUUUCAGAAAAAUCAGUAGUUUUCAACAUACAGUUGUCGGCGGAUAUAUAUCGCACUAUCUGUUGGAAAAGUCCCGGAUAUGCGGUCAGAGCUCAUCGGAAAGGAAUUACCAUAUAUUCUACCAGAUGUGCGCCGGACUGCCGGCCCAGACGUACGCCAAACUGAAACUGUCGUCUCCGGACACCUUUCACUACCUGAACAGAGGCUGCACUCAGUAUUUCAGUUCAAAACAGUCGGACAGUCAACUCAACGCUAACCGCAAAUCCAGCGAUCAUAUGAGCGACGGUGCGCUCAACGACCCGAUCGUCGACGAUAUCAAAGACUUUAAGGCAACCGACGACGCGUUGGCCCACUUCGGGGUCAGCGAAGCCGACCGACUGGCCAUUUAUCGUAUUGUGGCCGCAGUUUUGCAUCUUGGUAAUAUUUGCUUCGAGGACAGCGCCGAAGACUCGAAAGGCGGUUCUCAAGUGACGGCUCAGUCGAUGCCAUCGCUGGAGACGGCGGCCGAACUGAUUGGUGUGGACAGCGAUUCACUGCAACAAAGCUUAUUGUCUCGUGUGAUGCAACUCAGCAAAGGAGGACAUAAAGGCACGAUAUAUAUGGUGCCGUUGAAGGUAUACGAGGCCCAGAACGCGAGGGACGCGUUGGCCAAAGCCAUGUACUCGAAGCUCUUCGACCACAUCGUGAAGACCAUCAACAAAGCGAUUCCGUUCUCCACUUCGGCCAACUAUAUCGGCGUCUUAGACAUCGCCGGCUUCGAGUACUUCGAGUGCAACUCAUUUGAACAGUUUUGCAUCAAUUACUGCAACGAAAAGUUGCAACAAUUCUUCAACGAACGCAUCCUUAAAGAGGAACAGACUAUCUAUGAGAGGGAAGGACUGGGACUCAAGAAGAUUGACUUCAUCGACAACCAGGACUGUAUCGAUCUGUUGGAGGGCAAGGCGUCGGGCAUUUUCGACCUCCUGGACGAGGAGAGCAAACUGCCGAAGCCGUCGUCCGUCCACUUCACCGAAACAGUGCACUCGUCUCACGGCAACCACUUCCGGCUGGCGGUCCCGAGAAAGUCCAAACUCCGUAACCAUCGCGAGAUACGCGACGACGAGGGCUUUCUCAUCCGGCACUUCGCCGGCGCCGUCUGUUACACGACCAGCGCCUUCAUCGACAAGAACAACGACGCCCUCCACGCCUCGCUCGAGGCACUCAUGUUGGACUCGAGUAACCAAUUGCUCAAAUCCCUGUUUACGUCGCCCGCCGACGCCAAGGCGCUGAAGAAUGGCAACAAUAACAACAACAUAAUCAUUAACAACAACUUCCAGAAUAAGGCCAAAACGGGCGGCAAAUUGACGUUCGAGUCGGUCGGCGGCAAAUUCCGGUCACAGCUGUCGGAGUUGAUGUCGAAGUUGCGGUCGACGGGCACCCACUUUAUCCGGUGCAUUAAACCUAAUUUGAACAUGGUGGCCCAUCAGUUCGAGGGCGCGCACAUACUGUCCCAAUUGCGCUGCUCAGGCAUGACCUCAGUGCUCGAGUUGAUGCAAAUGGGGUAUCCGUCGCGCGCGGCGUUCGCCGACCUCUACUCGAUGUACGCCAAGUUCUUGCCGCCAGAGUUGGCCCGAUUGGACUCCAGGCUCUUCUGUCGGGCGCUGUUUAAGGCGUUGGGUUUGAAUGAGAAUGACUUCCGGUUCGGGUCGACAAAGAUCUUCUUCAGGCCGGGAAAGUUCGCCGAAUUCGACCAAAUCAUGAAGAGUGACCCUGAUAAUCUGGCCACCUUAGUCAAAAAGGUCCAGAAAUGGCUGCUCGCCUCCCGUUGGAAGAAGGCUCAGUGGUGUUCACUAUCUGUCAUCAAAUUGAAAAAUAAGAUUAAAUGGAGAAAAGAGCAGAUUAUUAUAAUCCAGAAGAAUAUCCGUAUGUUAAACGCUAUCAACAAAUAUAAGCCGAGAUAUAAGGGAUUACUACAAGUAAAACAACUGCGAAAACAUUUAAUACAAUUACAAGAGCUGUCGAAACAACUGAAGUCCAAUUCAGACAAACAGAUGUGCGAUCAGACCAUCAAACAAGUGGACGCAGACAUGAAUCAAAUGAUCAAUAAAUUGAAAAACAGUGACAACAAAAUGAACGCUAAGGACAUCGAUCAGGACAUCAAUCGGCUAAACGCGUCCAUCAAUAACAAUGUGUCACUCCUGAGGGGCAAACUGGCCGAACAGGAGAGGCUUAUGAAGAUUCAGCAACAGAUGGAAGCGGAGCGGAAGCUCAGGGAAGAGGAGGACAGGAAGGCCCGCGAGAUGGAGGACAACAAGAGGAAGAAGGCGGAGAUGGAGGAGCGGAACCGCUUGGAAACCGCGGCCCGAGUCGAGAGGGAGAGCCGAGAGAUGAGAGCCGCCGAAGAGCGCAAACACAAAGAACAGAGCCUUUUGGAGGCGGAGAUGAAGCGCAUAGAGCAGGAGAGACGCGACUACGAGUUGGCCGCCAGACUCGCACAGGACUCCGAGUCCACAGUCAGCGACGACUGGCAGUCGUCGCCAACAAUGCUUCCCAGAUCUGCGGCCGUGUUAGAGCAAAGACAGUCGCCGGCGAACCAGAAGUACAACUUAGAGAAGUGGAAAUACUCGGACCUGAGAGACACGAUCAACACGUCGUGCGAUAUCGAGCUCCUGGAGGCGUGUCGUGAAGAGUUUCAUCGGCGGCUCAAAGUGUACCACUCGUGGAAGUCGAGGGCCAACAGGAAUAAAGUGGUGAACGGCGGCGGCGGCGGAGGUGACCAACAGAGAGCGCCCGACAGUAUUCUGGACCAGAAUUUCAAUUACAAUAUAAAGGGUGCGGACACGAGCGCCGGUAAGGAGCGCUACUUUCGUAUGCCGUUCAAUAAGCCCAACACAUCGGGCCAUAAGGGCUGGUGGUUCGCACACUUUGACGGCCAAUGGAUCGCACGGCAGAUGGAAAUACAUCCCGAAAAGAAACCCAUACUAUUGGUCGCCGGUCGUGAUGAUAUGCAAAUGUGCGAGCUCAGUCUGGACGAGACACGUCUGGCCACCAAACGGGGCGCCGAGAUAUUGGGCCACGAGUUCGAGGCCGAGUGGGCCCGCAAUGGAGGCAAACCCUACACGAAGGGUCCCAUUGAGCACAACCUCAUCGAGUAAUCAUUUAUACGAUUAUUAUAUUAAUAAUUAUUAAAUUUAAUUUUAGUUACAAAUUACAAGACAUUUGCAACAAUACAUGACUAACUAUUAAUUACCAUAUUUUGCAGCUUUUAAUGCAUGAACUCAUAUAUUAGUUGAUUAUAACGAGUGUCCACUAAAAGGAGUCCUUAAUAUUAUUUGUUUCCUCUAAUGAAUCGCAUAAAAGACAAGAGAAAAGAGUUUUUUUUAAUAUAACUUAUUUUUAUGAAAAUGCAAAUUAUUUUUAAAUUAAUUUUAACGUAAGAUAUAUUAUAGAUAUUUAAUAAUUAUAUAUUGUUUUUAUUUUUUAAAUAAAUGUUUACAAAUUUAAUUUGUAAUUUAAUUUUAAGCAAAUUUGACGACAAAUAAAAUAUUUUUUUGAGCGCAUA